Molecule: messenger RNA, 1101 nt
Organism: Phytophthora sojae
Lineage: Eukaryota; Oomycota; Peronosporomycetes; Peronosporales; Peronosporaceae
Exons: 3
Coding region: 1-1101 (366 amino acids)
Biological process (GO): transmembrane transport; carboxylic acid transport
Cellular component (GO): plasma membrane
Molecular function (GO): carboxylic acid transmembrane transporter activity
Source: RefSeq, a predicted model, not a curated record
AUGAUCUUCACGUGCUGCCUGCUCAUCCUGGGCGGCGUGCUCUGCGCCGCGGCGUACGCGGGCGACGGCCGCGCCACGAUCUGGUUCCUCGUGGCCGCGCGUCUCAUCUUGGGCAUCGGCAUCGGCGGCGAGUACCCGCUGGCCGCCAGCUCCACCGCCGAGGACUCCACCGACUCGGCCGACCGCAACACGUCCGGAGUGGGCCAGGUCACGGCUGCCAUUCUGGGCAACCUGCUGGUGCAGGCCUUCGCCGACGGCAAGCCCGGCGAGAACAGCGGCUCGCGGCUCGAGGCCGUGUGGCGCAUCCUGUUCGCCAUCGGCGUCAUCCCCGCCCUCGUGGUCUGCUACUUCCGCUUCACAGCCGAGGAGUCCGCCGCGUACAAGAAUGCGCACCAGCGCGGCCAGAUCGCGCAGGCCACGACGCAGCAGCAGGCCCGGCUGAGCUUCAUCCUCCGCCACUACGGCGUGAGUCUGCUGGGCACGGCCGGCACGUGGUUCCUCUUCGACAUCGUCUACUACUCGCAGAAUCUGUUUUCGACCAGCAUCCUCAAGGUGGUGGGGCUCAGCAACCCGUCGCUGCAGCAGGUGACCACGGAGGUGGCGUUUGUGUCGCUCAUGGCCCUGCCCGGCUACUUCGUGGCCGUGUACGCCAUCAACCGCCCGGGCCGCAAGAAGAUGCAGCUGCAGGGCUUCUUCUUCAUGAAGAUCCUGUGCCUCGUGAUGGCCAUCUUCUGGGACGACCUCAAGGAGCACUCCAUCCUCUUCAUCAUCCUCUACGGACUCACGCUCUUCUUCUCCAACUUCGGCCCCAACAUGUCGACGUUCGUGCUGCCCACUGAGAUCUACGGCUACUCCGGCGCCUUCUACACCUUCGCGGCGAUCUCUUUGGUUUCCAUCCCGCUCACGUGGUUCUGCGUGUUCGACAACACCAAGGGCAUCGAUGAGAUGGACGCCGACUUCUACCAGAAGCUGCACGGCGCCGACGACUUCACCCGCGAGUCGUUUAACUCGCUGGCCAAGAUCAGCGACGCCGGGAGCGUCAACAUGAACACGACGCCGGGUGCCUACAAGCAGGUGUUCACGCCCACGACGCUGGUGUAA